This is a messenger RNA of Chaetura pelagica (chimney swift), 993 nucleotides long. It is a transcript of the gene DTNBP1, whose product is annotated as dystrobrevin binding protein 1. The record is from RefSeq and is a predicted model, not a curated record. Gene Ontology annotation, biological process: negative regulation of protein kinase activity; neuron projection development; regulation of synaptic vesicle exocytosis. NCBI's taxonomy places the organism in Eukaryota, Metazoa, Chordata, Aves, Apodiformes, Apodidae. Bases 178 to 993 code for a protein of 271 amino acids. The transcript has 9 exons. Gene Ontology annotation, cellular component: synaptic vesicle membrane; neuron projection; BLOC-1 complex.
ACUUUGGGUGACAAAUCAAGAGAAGCAAAAAAAAGCAGGCAGAGAAAUGUUCAGGGUUUGCCAGAGUUUUCUGCUGGACUGGAAUUACUGAGCAGGUACGAAGAUGCUUGGGCUGCCCUUCACAAAGGAGCCAAGGAUUGUGCAAAAGCUGGAGAGCUGGUGGAUAGUGAAGUUGUGAUGCUUUCUGCACACUGGGAGAAGAAAAGGAACAGUCUGGUGGAACUACAGGGUCAACUCCAACAAAUACCUGGAUUUUUAGCAGAUCUGGAAUGCCUCACAGCAAGCUUAGCCCAGCUAGAGGCAAACUUUGAGGAAAUGGAGAAUCAUCUAUUGUGUCUUGAGGACCUAUGUGAACAGUAUGAGUUGGAAAGAUACAAAUGUAUGCAGACAUUACAGCUGGAAAACUACAAGAAAACAAAAAGGAAGGAACUUGAGACCUUCAAAGCUGAGCUAGAUGCUGAACAUGCACAGAAGGUUUUGGAUAUGGAGCACACCCAGCAGAUGAAGCUAAAGGAACGUCAGAAGUUCUUUGAAGAAGCCUUCCAGCAGGACAUGGAGCAAUACCUUUCUACAGGAUACUUGCAGAUAACAGAGAGGCGAGAACCUAUUGGCAGUAUGUCUUCCAUGGAGGUGAACGUGGACAUGCUGGAACAGAUGGACCUCAUGGACAUGUCUGACCAAGAGGCACUUGAUGUCUUCUUAAACUCAGGAGGCGAAGACAAUAAUAUGCUUUCUCCCAUGCUGGGGCCCGACUCCAGCACCUACGUCAGUGAGAUAAGUCUUCAGGUUCCAAGCCAGUCUGAGUUACGGCAGAAACUGUCUUCCCUGUCCUCGACCUGCACCGACUCUGCCAGCCAAGAUGCAAGUGAAGGAGAGUCUCCAGUUGUUCAGUCUGACGAGGAGGAAGUUCAAGUGGACACUGCUCUUGCUGCUGUAGCUGAAAGAAAGGGCGCGUCAGAUGUUAGUGAUGAAAGUGACUCUCAAACUAUUUGA